This is a messenger RNA of Sapajus apella (tufted capuchin), 2282 nucleotides long. It is a transcript of the gene CEACAM19, whose product is annotated as CEA cell adhesion molecule 19. The transcript is spliced from 8 exons. The coding region runs from base 549 to 1442 and encodes 297 amino acids. The record is from RefSeq and is a predicted model, not a curated record. Lineage: Eukaryota; Metazoa; Chordata; Mammalia; Primates; Cebidae.
AUGAUCCACCCACCCCAGCCUCCCAAAGUGCUGGAAUUACAGGCAUGAGCCACCUUGCCUGGCCUGUCUCAGAGCUUUCAAGUGAGUCAGCAACAGGUGAAAUCCCACAUCUGUCUAUGGGCAGACUUGCCUCUUCCUGGGCCUCUGUUUUCACGUCUGUGCAAUGGGAACAGUUAUUUAUGGUGGCUGCUGAAUGAGCAAACCCAGGGAAGUUGUUCAAACAGAGGCCGCUAUGACUAUUGUUACAGUGACUGCUGUUGCAGUCACCCUGAGUGAGAAAAAGAGGUUGACGAAGGACAGGGGAGGAGUCCUGGGAAGUUCCCCAGUCACCCUGAAAAACUGGUUCAACCUGCGUCUGUGCUCCCAUCCCAGGGAGUAUAGGUGGAGCCUCCAGAGGCUGUGAACAGGGUAUGCUAGGGCUGGGCCAGCCUCAGCAGGGUCUCUAAGGCACCCCUGGGAUCCCUACUGAGUUUGCCUACUUCAGACGGCCAGGGCCUAGCCCUUAGUGUUCAGCUUCUGGGCCCUUGGCAUAUCCACAGGACACGAAGAUGGAGAUUCCCAUGGGGACCCAGGGCUGCUUCUCAAAGAGCCUCCUGCUCUCAGCCUCAAUCCUGGUCCUCUGGAUGCUCCAAAGCUCCCAGGCAGCCCUCCACAUCCAGAAGAUUCCAGAGCAGGCUCAAAAGAACCAGGACCUUCUCUUGUCCGUCCAGGGUGUCCCAGACACCUUCCAGGACAUCAACUGGUACCUGGGGGAGGAGACCUAUGGAGGCACGAGACUAUUUACCUACAUCCCUGGGAUACAACGGCCCCAAAGGGAUGGCAGCGCCAUGGGACAGCGAGACAUUGUGGGCUUCCCCAAUGGUUCCAUGCUGCUGCGCCGUGCCCAGCCUACGGACAGCGGCACCUACCAAGUAGCCAUCACCAUCAACUCUGACUGGACUAUGAAGGCAAAGACUGAGGUCCAGGUAGCUGAGAGGAAUAAAGAGCUGCCCAGUACACACCUGCCCACCAAUGCGGGGAUCCUGGCGGCCACCAUCAUUGGAUCUCUUACUGCUGGGGCCCUUCUCAUCAGCUGCAUUGCCUAUCUUCUGGUGACAAGGAACUGGAAGGGCCAGAGCCACAGGGUAUCUGCUCCAGGAGGCCAGGGGUCUCUGUCAGUCUUGUGCCCAGCUGUGUCCCCAGUGCCUUCAGUGACACCCAGCACAUGGAUGGCAACCACAAAGAAGCCAGAAUUGGGCCCUGGUCAUGAUGAUGACAACAUCUAUGAAGUGAUGCCCUCUCCGAUCCUCCUGGUGUCCCCCAUCAGUGACUCAGGGUCCAUGAACCCAGCCCUGCCCCUGCCUGCACCUCCACCCCUGCAGGCAGGGCCAGAGAACCACCAAUACCAGGACCUGCUAAACCCCGACCCUGCCCCCUACUGCCAGCUGGUGCCAACCUCCUGACGGGUCCUGGGCCAGGCCAGCUGGGGAGAAGACAAGGCCCCAGCCUCCUCUGGGAGCCUCACGCCUAAGACCAGCAGGACGAGGCCAUCAAGGGCUCAGCACCACGUGGGGCAGGUGUCCCAGCAGGGAGGCAGGAGCCUGUAACAGGCCCAGUUCCCUGCGCAGCCCCUGAGUGCACGCCCUGCCUUCAGUCCGUUCUUUCAAGCAAGCAGGCCUGGGCUGUGUGUCUAGAAAAGCAGGCUCUGGGACCCUCCCAUCCCAAAGUCCCCCAGGAUCUGGAUAUUUGGGGACACGGGGGUAGCCUCAGGCCUGCCUCCCAGGCAGUUGGCUGCGCUACCAACUGUCUCCUGACGCCACCUCCCACCCUUUCCUCUUCCCCACUCUGUCUCCACCACACUGACCUUUCUGCUUUUUUUUAUUUUUGAGACAGAGUCUCACUCUGUCGUCCAGGCUGGAGUGCAGGGGCACGAUCUUGGCUUGCUGCAAUGCCCUACCCCACUUCACAGUGACCAUCAGGGUCUUUCUCCCUGGAGACAAAGCAGACCCCCCACCAUGCAGGCCUUAGGUAGCAGAGAGGCCCAGCCUCACAGGCCUGUGGUCCCACAUGCCAGUUCCAGCAAGGUGACCAAGGCUGCCGGGCCCUCCCUGUUCAGGAUGCCCCUGCCCCUCUCAGGACCUGCUGCCAGCUGCUGGCCUCGGCCCCCACUCCGAACCCCACCAAGUCCCCCGGCACAGCAGCUCCCUUCUCCACCCCGCCCCAGCCCCGGUCCCAAAGGUGGGCUCCGCUUGUCGCUCCCCCAAUCUAUGCAUUCAUUCAGCAAUAAAUGAGCCUUUGCUGUA